CAAAAUAAACAUGCUACGGGAAAGAGAAACCAGUUAUGCGUAAUUCUUUGGCAAAUGGUUCAGAAAGUCAACUUUAAUGAUACUUGGCUUUAAGUAUGUAUUACUAAUUACAUAAAAGCAAUACAAAAGAUAAAAAUGGUAACUUGGUUUUUUUUUCUGCUCUCAAGGGAACCAAUAAUGCAGCUGCAUGUGGUCACAAUGAAUAAUACAAGGAAAAGAAUUUGAGGGGACAGGAAAUUUCAAGGUUUAAUUUGGGACCUUUUAAAUCCCACCAGCUGUGCCUUGGUGCAGGAAAGGUGGUAUAGUGGAAUUAUCUGAUACUAGAUGUCAUUUUAAUGUUACUCAUCUAACAAAUAUAACUAAUAAGCAGAAGUAGAUAAGUUGGAGUGCCACCAGAGACUGUUUUUAUGAAAGCUAAGGGAGAGACUAGCAAGGUCUUUGCAAUGUACAGAAAAAGAUAACAUUUUCUACUGGAAUUUGCAAUUAAGGUGUCAGUCUUUGAGCAGCAUGUUAGUCUUCUUAAAGUGUUUUGAAUCGAAAGGUAGAGAUAAAAGCCAAAUUGAAAAGAGGAUAAUAAUAAAUAGGAGAAGAGGCAACCAGGAGUUUCAGCCUGUGCUAUAUUCAGUAAGUAUUAAUUUGUUUCUAACAACUAAUGUCGAGUCUUAUUUGGAAUAUUGACACUAAUAUUUCUAGCACAGUUCAGAUCACUGUCCCCCUUAGUCACAUUCAAAAUGUGAGGCUCUCCAUUCUUCCAUGCACUUAUCCCCCCACACCACUAUGUGCUCCCUUCUCUGAGACCCAGUCUUUCAUUCCACCCCAUCUACCAAACUUCUCCACUUAACCAUUUGGCAUUCUACAUCUCCUGUCAGAGGGGAAUGUCUUCAAUUUCCUUAUCCCUCACUCCCUCAAAUCUAUCUUUACCUAUUCUCUUUACCCUUAAAAGAUAAAGGAAAUACAUCUUUUGCUCUCAGUAGGCCAGGCUCAACCUGGAUGCUCUAAGCUCAUUAUGUCUCAUUUCUUUCAGGAAUCUAAUUCCUUCAAUUAUCCCCCUUCUCUUCUGUAUCUUCAACUCUCCAAAUUGAAUCAUUCAACCUUAGCAUCUUCGCAUUGAAAAAGGUUUCCUAAAAGACAGGAAAAAUGGAGGAAUCUGUAAACCAAAUGCAGCCACUGAAUGAGAAGCAGAUAGCCAAUUCUCAGGAUGGAUAUGUAUGGCAAGUCACUGACAUGAAUCGUCUACACCGGUUCUUAUGUUUUGGUUCUGAAGGUGGGACUUACUAUAUCAAAGAACAGAAGUUGGGCCUUGAAAAUGCUGAAGCUUUAAUUAGACUGAUCGAAGAUGGCAGAGGAUGUGAAGUGAUACAAGAAAUAAAGUCAUUUAGUCAAGAAGGCAGAACCACAAAACAAGAGCCUAUGCUCUUUGCACUUGCCAUUUGUUCCCAGUGCUCUGACAUAAGCACAAAACAAGCAGCAUUUAAAGCUGUUUCUGAAGUUUGUCGCAUUCCUACCCAUCUCUUUACUUUUAUCCAGUUUAAGAAAGAUCUGAAAGAAAGCAUGAAAUGUGGCAUGUGGGGACGUGCCCUCCGGAAGGCUAUAGCAGACUGGUACAAUGAGAAAGGUGGCAUGGCCCUUGCUCUGGCAGUUACAAAAUAUAAACAGAGAAAUGGCUGGUCUCACAAAGAUCUGUUAAGAUUGUCACAUCUUAAACCUUCCAGUGAAGGACUUGCAAUUGUGACCAAAUAUAUUACAAAGGGCUGGAAAGAAGUUCAUGAAUUGUAUAAAGAAAAAGCACUCUCUGUGGAGACUGAAAAAUUAUUAAAAUAUCUGGAAGCUGUAGAGAAAGUGAAGCGCACAAGAGAUGAGCUAGAAGUCAUUCAUCUAAUAGAAGAACACAGAUUAGUUAGAGAACACCUUUUAACAAAUCACUUAAAGUCUAAGGAGGUAUGGAAGGCUUUGUUACAAGAAAUGCCUCUUACUGCAUUACUAAGGAAUCUAGGAAAGAUGACUGCUAAUUCAGUACUUGAACCAGGAAAUUCAGAAGUAUCUUUAGUAUGUGAAAAUCUGUGUAAUGAAAAACUAUUAAAAAAGGCUCGUAUACAUCCAUUUCAUAUUUUGAUUGCAUUAGAAACUUACAAGACAGGUCAUGGGCUCAGAGGAAAAUUGAAGUGGCGCCCUGAUGAAGAAAUUUUGAAAGCAUUAGAUGCUGCUUUUUAUAAAACAUUUAAGACAGUUGAACCAACUGGAAAACGUUUCUUACUAGCUGUUGAUGUCAGUGCUUCUAUGAACCAAAGAGUUUUGGGUAGUAUACUCAACGCUAGUACAGUUGCUGCAGCAAUGUGCAUGGUUGUCACACGAACAGAAAAAGAUUCUUACGUAGUUGCUUUUUCAGAUGAAAUGGUACCAUGUCCAGUGACUACAGAUAUGACCUUACAACAGGUCUUAAUGGCUAUGAGUCAGAUCCCAGCAGGUGGAACAGAUUGCUCUCUUCCAAUGAUCUGGGCUCAGAAGACAAACACACCUGCUGAUGUCUUCAUUGUAUUCACUGAUAACGAGACCUUUGCUGGAAGUGUCCAUCCUGCUAUUGCUCUGAGGGACUAUCGAAAGAAAAUGGAUAUUCCAGCUAAAUUGAUUGUUUGUGGAAUGACAUCAAAUGGUUUUACCAUUGCAGACCCAGAUGAUAGAGGCAUGUUGGAUAUGUGUGGCUUUGAUACGGGAGCUCUGGAUGUAAUUCGAAAUUUCACGUUAGAUGUGAUUUAACCAUAAGGAGCAGCACAAACCAGAGAUCCAUUGCCAUCAGUGAUCUCACUAAAAAUAUACAGCUACUUCCCGGCAAAUCCCCAUCAGAUGAGUGAUGAUGGUAUAGUA
Sapajus apella (tufted capuchin) is the source of this 2862-nucleotide messenger RNA. RefSeq names its product Ro60, Y RNA binding protein (gene RO60). Lineage: Eukaryota; Metazoa; Chordata; Mammalia; Primates; Cebidae. The record is from RefSeq and is a predicted model, not a curated record. Bases 1138 to 2754 code for a protein of 538 amino acids. Gene Ontology annotation, cellular component: ribonucleoprotein complex. Gene Ontology annotation, molecular function: RNA binding. The transcript has 9 exons.